UGUCACGACGACGCGUACGGUCCAUCAAAACAAACCGGGAAGCGCCUAGAGAGAGAGGGAGAUCAGAAUCAGAAGUACACAGCCUCUCUCUAGUUGUUGAUAAUGGCGGAAGAUCUGGUGCUAGACACGGCGAUCAGAGACUGGGUGCUGAUCCCGCUCUCGGUGGUGAUGGUCCUCAUCGGAGUGCUCCGCCACUUCGUCUCCAAGCUCAUGCGCUCCAACCAAGUCCCCGAUGCCAAAAUCGUCAAAGAAGGGCAAGUCAUCGUUAGGGCUCGGAAUCUACGUGCCGGCGCUAACUUUAUUCCUUUCAAGUCGUUUCGCGCUCGCAGAUUCUAUUACAGCAACGAGGAAAAUGGGCUAUUGUUUGUUCCUAAGGGCCAGGCUCAAAAUGCCCAGGCGCAAAUGUUCUCUGAUCCAAAUAUGGCUAUGGAUAUGAUGAAGAAAAACCUUUCAAUGAUUAUACCCCAGACUCUUACUUUCGCAUGGGUCAACUUUUUCUUCUCGGGAUUUGUAGCAGCUAAAAUACCAUUUCCAUUGACUCAGAGGUUCAGGUCAAUGUUACAGAAUGGAAUUGACUUGAGUACUGUGGAUGUUAGCUAUGUCAGUAGUCGCUCAUGGUAUUUCCUCAAUCUGUUUGGAUUAAGAGGUUUAUUUAGUCUCAUACUGGGAGAAGACAAUGCCACAGAUGAUACCCAGCGUAUGAUGCAAAUGAGUGGGUUUGGCUUUGAUCCGACAAGGAGCUUGGGUGCUGAGAAAGACAGUCUCGACAUAGUUCAGCAUGACUGGGCGCUGCCGAAAUUUGAGCAUCGUGCUGAAGCAGUUUUGAGAAAAGUUCUUAGCUGAAGAAUGGCGUCUGCUAAUUUGCAGCCUGACUGGAUCACAUCAUGAUUAUUUGCUACUUGUUAUGUAUUCCAGUGUUGGAGCCACAUCUUGAGUACCAUGGGGUGGCCAUGGCCCCAAAACUCUUUCAUUAUUAUCUAGUUGUACUCCUUCAAUAGAUGCUAGAUGACUUCCCGAAAGUUUCUCAACUCUCACAACAGCAGCCUAAAUUAUUUGACACUUUCAAUUUUCAUUUAGUAAAAGAAAACUUUUAAUCUUGAGAAAACAA
Molecule: messenger RNA, 1108 nt
Organism: Corylus avellana
Lineage: Eukaryota; Viridiplantae; Streptophyta; Magnoliopsida; Fagales; Betulaceae
Product: ER membrane protein complex subunit-like protein (Protein of unknown function DUF106, transmembrane)
Biological process (GO): protein folding in endoplasmic reticulum
Cellular component (GO): EMC complex; membrane
Source: RefSeq, a predicted model, not a curated record